UUAAGGUUUUUUCUUUUCACGAUUGUGCACUUCACAAUAAGUGUGUUCAUAUUCAUACUUUAACUAUUUUAAAGUUUGUUCACCAUUGUAGACAAUAUUCAUUUGAGAAAUACAAUCCACUCAUAAGAUUUAGGAGGGGCUUAAAUAUAUAUCGUAACGAUGAGUGUCAAUCAUUUUUGGUGACAGGGAUAAAAUACAUAUCUACCCGAUGAAAGUCAAUCAGACGUAAUUUGGGAGGUGAUGUGAUUGAAUGAUUUCUUGAUUUUAUUUAUGGAUGAUUUAUUAUUUUACAUUUUCAUUUCUUAUUUUGGAGUUUCGGUUGUGACAGCAUCUUUUUAUCCUAACAAAGUUCGACCGGAGGCUAAGUUGGAGUAUACUGAAAGCAGUCUGCCUAAUUAACGAGAAUCCUUUUAACACCGAAAAUGAGCUACAUUUGGACAACGGAAUACCAGAACCCUCUCGCCGAUCUGGGACCGGAAGAGGGGAUGGCUGGUCAGUAUGGUGUGAGCGCCACGCCGUCUCUGAACUCACGGAACUCGCGAGAAUAUCAGUCGACCAGCAAACAGUCUUCCAACAAACCUACUUGUCAGCGACCCCGGGUAGUUGCCAUUGUCGCCGUAUUGAUUGUUCUCCUCAUAAGUGCGGUUGCUAUAGCAACCUGGCUGGCACUCGCCGGGAAUGAUGACGUAUUGAGUGACGCAGAACGUUUGAAGAGUUACCGGACGGAAAUGGAAACCAACGUCCAUGAAUGGAAAUUGGACCUGUAUAGGGCCAAGACCGGAAGCUCACAGGUGUCCUCAAUGCCCUCGGACAUGAUGACGUCACGACUAGAAAGGGGAUUCCUCAUGCAGGCGGUGGUGAAGAAAAUGUCUUCUAUGCAAAAUAAAUCAAUAGAUGAACUUCUUGCAAGCGCAGAGGCUAACAGCCUAUUCCGCUCAACGGUGUCUGAUCUUUGUGACGUGCCAGUCACUUGCUCCGAGGACGUGAUGGCGUCACCGUAUAGAACCUACGACGGCUCUUGCAACAAUGUGCAAAAUCCGACCUGGGGAAUGACGUGGCAGCCGCAAAAAAGGAUUUUGCGAAGUGAAUAUGAUGAUGGACUGGGUGUUCCACGCAUGCGAAGUGUUUCUUCCGGAAGGGGGCCUCUUCCUAGCCCGCGCGCAGUCAGCAACGUUGUACAUGCAACUGGAACGGACAGGCGGACGGACAUGCACACCACAGUGAUGGUGAUGGCGUUCGGUCAAUUCUUGUCACACGACACCUCAUUUACUCCUGAAGUUAAAGUUCCCAACGCUGCUGGCAUGGACUGCUGCAAACGAGGUCACAAGAGCCCGUCAUCUGGGCAUUUCGAGUCCUGUCUGACUAUCGACGUGCCCGCGGACGACACCUACUUCCGGCCCAGCUCGUGCAUGGAGUUCGUCCGGACGGCGCCGUCUACAUGUCGAGAUUGCAAGAUAUGUAGAAGGGAGCAACUGAACGGAAUGACGUCAUACAUCGAUGCCAGCCAAGUGUACGGGGCGACGACGGAUGUCGCCUCAAGUUUGCGGAGCUUUGAACACGGUCGUAUGAAGGUCACGGGAAAUGACGAUAUGCUUCCGGCAGCAAGCAAUGACACGUGUCGACUUACCGUGCAGACACAGCACUGUUUCGCAGCAGGUGACAACAGAGCAAACGUUGUACCAAAUCUUUCUUCACACCACACGGCCUUUGUCCGCUACCACAAUUUGAUCGCCAAAAAAUUAGCCGACGAGAAUCCACACUGGUUAGACGAAAAGCUUUACCAGGAGGCGCGAAAAAUUGUGGUCGCCGUCAUGCAAAAUAUCGUGUACUCCGAGUACCUUCCAGUCUUCCUUGACAACGUUACCAUGGUGACGUACGGUCUCCGUGUACAGGUCGAAGGUCACGUGGAUGUAUAUGACUCUAACGUGGACGCCACAGUGUCGAACGCGUUCUCUACGGCAGCGUUCAGGUUCGGACACACCACUAUUCCGAAUAAUCAGGUGUCCCUGAGCGAGAGCUACCAGCACUUGACGACGGUCGACAUCGCGAAGACCUUCCACAACCCGAAUAUGACGUACCAUCACUGUGACGGCGUCGCUAGGUGGCUCGUGAACGAUACCGGCAUCGCAUCUGAUGGGCUUUUUGUGGACGGCGUGCGCAACCUGCUGUUCAGAGACGCCCAGAAUAUUAGCACCGACCUUCCGGCCAGGAACAUCCAACGGGGGCGCGACCAUGGACUUCCGGCUUACAAUCAGUGGCGCCGAUAUUGUUAUUUUACUGUUAUAUCGCAAGAACAGUUCGCCAUGAAAGGGACUCCAAUGGGGAAUUUUAGCACAGAAACCUCGGAUAAAUUUAGACAAAUAUAUGAACAUGCAGACGACAUCGACCUGUUCUCGGGAGCCAUGAAGGAGAUCCCACUUCCGGGAGCCCAGGUCGGUCCGGUGUUCGCUUGUCUCCUUGGUAACGAGUUCCGACGACUUAAGAUCGGUGAUCGCUUCUAUUUUGAGAACCCCUCACCUCAAAGUGGGCCGGAAACUGGCUUUACGCCUGAACAACUAACGUCCUUGAGGGCCAUACGCUUAUCUAAAAUCAUAUGUCUGACCAUGAACGCACCGACCAUUCAAAAAUACGUGUUCCACCCAACUAGUGAAACCAACUCGAGAGUCACAUGCGAAUCUCUGCCGGAAAUAGACUUCUCUAAGUGGAGAACGUCUGCGUAACACACUGGUCACGUGAUACUACCUACGUCAUGAUACCAUAUGGACUUAAUUGCCUGAAAUAGAUAAUGAGCUAUUUUCCUAACCUAGUGUGCUAUGUCCAUUACCGAAUGUGUUAUGAACAUUAACCAAUAUGCUAUGUACUAGACCCCAUGUGCAAUGUUAAAAACCAAAUGUGCUAUGUAUAUAAUCCAUUAGAACAUAAGUAACAUUUUGAUCCAAUGAAAUGACAUCAUUUUAAGUAAAACUGUCCGUUACUCUAUACAAGUUUCAAUAGCCAAUAAAAACAUAUAGGGUGUUUUUCUAUUUACCAGUACAAUGGCCAAUUAAAAAAGGUGAUACAUGUUUUAUAACGGUAAUAAUAAUAUAACGGGGGGGGGGGGGGGAGCACACAUUUUAAUAGGGUUGGGCAAAAAUAGACGGGAGUGGCCUGCCCUGCUAUUCUGGUUUAGCCAAAUACCGAAUUGUAUGUUAUAUUAUGAUAUUUGGAAAUCUGUUUUACAAAAUAUUAAAGUUAGAAUUAUACGCCUGACGAACCAAAGUCCUGGCUUUGAUCUAAGUAAGUAAAUACAUGUCAAGUUCUUACUUGAUACGAAGGGGCUCGAUACUCUGCAUCGCUCCGCCCCUCCUUAACAAAUAAAUUUUACUUAUUUUGUUCUUAUCAUUUCAACUAUUAUUUUAUCUUUCUUUUGUCUUUCUUUUCUGUUCUCGAAUGUAUAUUAUUUUAUUUAAAUCUGAAGAAAGGUAAUGCCAGUCAUAUUUAUACUUGCCACACCAUCUGCUAUCUUUUCACAAAACCCUUUUACAAAAUUGCCGGAAAUAAAAUGCAUUUAAUUGUAAACGUUUAUUGAAACGGGCUGACACAUAAUACUUAAGUAAGCAUUACUUUGUACCAUCAACAGCUUCAAAUAUAUGUUACAAACUUAGUAAAACAAGAAACGGAGAAAGAGCAUCGAAAAAAAUCAUGGCGAAAAUAUUUAGACAUCGAAAUUAUAAAUCCAUUGUUGUAUGCACCAUUAUGCACCAUUUUAUGCAGAGCUAGAUACACGUGCAAUAUACAUUUUAUGCUCAUACUGCUCAAAACAUUUAGAAGUCUUGCAACGGAUAUCCGAAUUACCGGAAGGUCUUGGAUCCAUCCGAUUAUUUGAAAUUACAGUUCCAAGCAUUUCCGCCUAAGUCUGGUUCGGUUCGGAUACGUAUACGUGGUGUCCAUGUUAUCUGUGAAUGUUUCUGAAUCAUUUUCUUAGGCGUAAUGAAUAUUUGAGUCAUUUUCUAACUUGUUUUGUUUUCUGCAAUAAAAUAAGCUUUUUUUAUCAUCAUAAUUUAUUAUCCCCAUAAAGUGGAACAAAUCGAUUGGUUUCAAAAUUACGUUAUUCCCAUAGAUCUUAAACAGCAUUUUGAACAACGUCUGCUCAAAUUGACAUGGGUAAUAUAAUACUGAGAAUUUCAAUGAAAAAAUAUUCUUUGUUAAUGAGACGGAAUUCUCAUAAUGAAUAUUGAUACAGCUUGUUACAUUUUAAAAAUCCUAUUACGCAAAACAAAAUACCGCAAGUAACAAAAGCACCACAAGCAUUACAAGCAUAGACGUAAUGUAAAAUCGCGACAGCUAGUAAAACAUAUAAGUUUUAUUAUUAAAAUAUCAUUGAACAAUUGUUGUUAUUUGUGUGAUGUAUCUAGGUUUAUUAUUUCAUCAUCAUUAAUCAGCAGCAUAAGAAACGGGUUAAUGGGAAACUGUUGUCUCAGCUAAGAACUUCUGUAUCAUCUGCAAUAUGUGCAACAUAUCUGGCUUCCAAUUAUUGCCAUUAACAUGCUAUGCGUCACGUUUAUUAAACAAUAUGUAUGUGGUUCAUCAACUUAUUUUCUUUUUUUUCAAAUUUUUAUUAUUGUGAUGUACAUUCAUUUUAAUCCAUUAUCACAAUCAUUGCAAACAGGUUAAUGCUUACAAAAACCAUUUAAUAAGCAUACUGGUGAUUGGAAUGCUUUCGCUGAUUGUAAAAUACUCGGUUCACGAGAACGUCAUAGGUAUGCGUGUAUGUAACCAGAAUGCGAGUAUAACAAACCGUUAUGCAUAUUUAUUUAAUCUAACUCAUAAACGAUGCCCUUUCAUACUAGUUGCAUUAUGGAUGUAUUCAUAUACGCUUCUGCAAAUAAAAUUAAAAUGAACAAAAUUU
This is a messenger RNA of Dreissena polymorpha, 4888 nucleotides long. Its product is annotated as eosinophil peroxidase-like. NCBI's taxonomy places the organism in Eukaryota, Metazoa, Mollusca, Bivalvia, Myida, Dreissenidae. The record is from RefSeq and is a predicted model, not a curated record. Bases 423 to 2720 code for a protein of 765 amino acids. Gene Ontology annotation, molecular function: peroxidase activity; heme binding. Gene Ontology annotation, biological process: response to oxidative stress. The transcript is spliced from 17 exons.